Messenger RNA from Dentiscutata erythropus, 216 nucleotides. The record is from the annotation of a GenBank genome assembly. Lineage: Eukaryota; Fungi; Glomeromycota; Glomeromycetes; Diversisporales; Gigasporaceae.
AUGUGGAAUUGGGAGGAACUUAUGGAUUUUACAUUUGUGAAACAAACCAUAAAUCUAUUACAACAAUAUUAUGAUGAUCCUACAUCAAAAACAGAACUUGGAAAAGAACGUGUAAAUCUAAUUGACUUUAAAAGUAGAAAUGAAAAAUUAUUACAUUUUGGAAGUUUAUAUGCUCUUGCCCAACUUUCUGAAAUCAAAAUUUUUGAAGCCAGUUAA